Messenger RNA from Dicentrarchus labrax (European seabass), 2345 nucleotides. RefSeq lists its product as uncharacterized. The transcript has 6 exons. NCBI's taxonomy places the organism in Eukaryota, Metazoa, Chordata, Actinopteri, Moronidae. The record is from RefSeq and is a predicted model, not a curated record. Gene Ontology annotation, biological process: response to bacterium. The coding region runs from base 87 to 1118 and encodes 343 amino acids.
AACAACAACAUAACAAGAGGCCAAUCAGAUUGCUCUGUAAUUGUUCCCUCCCACUUGAAAUAAUUAUUAAAGUGAAUCUUUUUCAAAUGCACUUUAACAGCAGUCUCAAGUGGAAUAACCAGAAAAUGCUGAUUCUACUGUAUUUGGGGCUGAUGCUCAGAGUGGGGCGAUGCACAGAUUAUCAGCUCUUUGAGACAAAGAUUGUUGGUGUUGGAGAUGACCUGAAACUAACAUGUCCCCGCGAAUCUUCUUCAACCUCCUUUUGGAUCAGACUUGUUUCUGGAAACCUUCCCGAAGUCUUAGGAAGAACAUUUAAAACUGAGAGUGCUGAUCCUAGCAUUACAGUCUCAGGAGAAGCUGGAACAUUUGUUCUGCAGAUUAAAAACGUAAAGCGAAGUGAUACUGGAAUUUACGUCUGUUUUAAAACACAACAAAAGUGGAUAGUUUUAAAAACUGUGGACCUGAGAGUUGAAGGACCAGAAUCUGAUAUCACUGCAGUCCCUCCAUCUGAUCCAGUCCGUCCAAGAGACUCUGCGACUCUUCAGUGUUCAGUCCUCUCUGACUGUGAGAAUCAAACAUGUCCAGGAGAUCUCAGUAUGUGCUGUUUCAGAAUUGGAUCAAAUGAAUCUCAUCCAAGUUUGAAUUAUACUCAACAAAACAGUGCGGAAGAAUAUGAAAACAACCCUGACGGACUCUCAACAAAGAAAUGUAUCUUCAAGAACGUCAGCUCCUCUGAUCCUGGGACUUAUUACUGCGCUGUGGCCACAUGUGAGGAGAUAUUUUGUAGAAACAGGUCAAAACCCGACCCUGAAGCAGUCAACGUGUGGGAUUCUCAGAGGGCCAAUACAAUUUUGCUUCUGCUGUGUGCUGUUUUGGCUAUAAGUCUGAUUGUUGGCGCUUUCCUCAUUUUUUCAAUAAAGGCUUUUGAUUGUUGCAAUGGCACUUUAAACACUGGUGGACAACAAAAUCAGCAUUUAAGGACGCAUGAGGACACACGGGUAUAUUCUGCUGUCGUCUUUACCGUAAUGAAAACUGGCAGUGGCGGAAGAGGGACUGAGAAGCAGCAGAGAGAGAAAGGAUCUACGCUGAGGGCUACUGAGGCUUUUGGGUUGAAUUAGCAAAUCAGUAAAUUCCACUUAAAACUGUUUGUGUGAACUAGAUUAUUAUAAAUCAUUUGACCCGUCCUGCUUUUGAUCUGACCACUUCACCUGUGAUCGUACCUUUAAGCUUUAUAUUUUUCAUACCUGAGUGAAUGAUAAUCAGAAUUCAGACAACAGAAGAAUCAACUAGUGCAACUGUGUUGAAUAUGGCCAUAAUUCCAUAUUUCCAAGUGAACAGUGUGCCUGAUCAUUAACACAUAUAUAAACAUUAGUCAUUUUAUAUUUAACCUCAUUUGACGUUGUCCACAUUCUGAUGAUGCUCAUUUAAAGUUAAUGACUCUCCAUCGGAGGGGAAACGUACGUAGUUACAGUUUAACAAUAAGAAUGUGAGUGACAUAAACUUUUUGUAUCAUCAAGACAGGAAAACAUUAUUUUCAGGCUGGUGUGUCAGUAUAAGCAACUGUAGCUGCAGCUUAUGUACAAUAAAUAUUGAUUAUCUAUUGCCAAACACUUUGUAAAAAACUUUACAGCAUCUCGAGGCUUGUGUGCAGUUUUCUUUUUGAAUAUUUCAUGUCAACAUUUCAAUUUGCUAUAAAAGACCAACUGAAAUCACAUUUAGUAAUCUCUUUUUGUAGUCAAAAAUCAAGUAAACGUGUUAAUAGUUUUUUAUUAUUAAAAGAAAGAAAGGAAGUAGAAAAAUGAAGAAAGGAAAUAUCAGUUAGAGGGGCUACAAUGGGAGGAUCUCCAUCAAUGGAUACUUAACAAUGUUCUGCCUUUUCUGAUUUUUUUCUCAAAGACAGCGGGAAAGGUGAUUUAUGUAUGCUAUAUAGCACUGCAAUUGAAUUUCAGUUGGGCUUAUAUAGUCUACAUUUUCCGGUCAUUUUCACGUUUUUUUUCAUGCUUACUUUAUUGUAUAGUAUUUCACCUUUGUACUUUUAUUUACUUUGAUUUCACUUGUCUCAUUGUUUCCACUGAUACCUAACAUUUGUGUCAUUGUUUACAAAUUCCGAACAUUUAUAGUUUCUGUGAUGAUUAGUAAAAUUCAGUGGAAGAAAACUACUGUAGUCAGAAUGAAAGGCCACAACAAUCAUAUCACUCUAUGUCAGCAGUCAUUUUGUCACUUAAACGUCAUUGUCACAACAGGAGCCUCAUUGUUGCCCUAUCAGUUAACCUCUGUUCAUCGGCUGUGGUGUGGUGUGCUGAUUACAUCCUGUGUGCUUCACAAUAAAUGGUUUUUAAUAUGAA